Dama dama (fallow deer) is the source of this 792-nucleotide messenger RNA. It is a transcript of the gene MIP, whose product is annotated as major intrinsic protein of lens fiber. The coding region runs from base 1 to 792 and encodes 263 amino acids. Gene Ontology annotation, biological process: transmembrane transport. The transcript is spliced from 4 exons. Gene Ontology annotation, molecular function: water channel activity. The record is from RefSeq and is a predicted model, not a curated record. Lineage: Eukaryota; Metazoa; Chordata; Mammalia; Artiodactyla; Cervidae. Gene Ontology annotation, cellular component: plasma membrane; apical plasma membrane.
AUGUGGGAGCUGCGGUCAGCCUCCUUCUGGAGGGCCAUAUUUGCUGAGUUCUUUGCCACCCUCUUCUAUGUCUUCUUUGGGCUGGGGGCCUCGCUGCGUUGGGCCCCGGGCCCCCUGCACGUCCUGCAGGUGGCUCUGGCCUUCGGCCUGGCCCUGGCGACCCUGGUGCAGGCGGUGGGCCACAUCAGCGGCGCCCACGUCAACCCCGCGGUCACUUUCGCCUUCCUGGUGGGCUCCCAGAUGUCCCUCCUCCGCGCCAUCUGCUACAUGGUGGCCCAGCUCCUGGGCGCCGUGGCGGGGGCCGCCGUGCUGUACAGCGUCACCCCGUCGGCCAUCCGAGGAAACCUAGCGCUCAACACGCUGCACCCUGGGGUGAGCGUGGGCCAGGCCACCAUCGUGGAGAUCUUCCUGACGCUCCAGUUCGUGCUCUGCAUCUUUGCCACGUACGACGAGAGGCGGAAUGGCCGAAUGGGCUCCGUGGCCCUGGCCGUGGGCUUCUCCCUCACCCUGGGGCACCUCUUUGGGAUGUAUUAUACAGGCGCAGGCAUGAACCCUGCCCGCUCCUUCGCUCCUGCCAUUCUUACCAGAAACUUCACCAACCACUGGGUGUACUGGGUGGGCCCGGUCAUUGGAGCAGGCCUGGGCAGUCUCCUUUAUGACUUUCUCCUCUUCCCCCGGCUCAAGAGUGUUUCUGAGAGACUGUCUAUUCUCAAGGGUACCAGGCCCAGUGAGUCCAAUGGACAACCAGAGGUCACAGGGGAACCUGUUGAACUGAAGACCCAGGCCCUGUAA